AUGGCCUCUCGUGGGCGCUCCUGGCUGGGCGUGCACGAGUUCAACGCUGAUGUCAGAGGAGAGCCUGCUCACUGCGCGGACUGGGGCACACCGCACCGCACAUGCCCGAGCUCCAUUCAUCACACUCCCUCUGCCUCCCCCUUCUCCUCCCCUCCCUUCAUCCUCCUCUCUCCCAGAUGGCUUCCCGUCGCUCCUGGCUGGGCGUGCACGAGUUCAACGGUGCCUUUCGAGGAUGUGCUGUGCUGUGCUGCACAAGAGCACAAUGCACAUGCCCGAGCUAUGGCCUCUCGUCGUUCAAUGGUGAUUUCAGAGGAGCCCCAGCCCCCUAUGGCCUCUCGUCGCUCCUGGCUGGACGUGCACGAGUUCAACGGUGACUUCCGAGGAGGCCCGGCUCGCUUUAGAGUCACAUCUGUCAUUGGCCACGUGCUCAGCAUUGACUUCCCUCCCAGCUACCAGAGCUGGGAUGCCACAGACCCAGCAUCACUUUUCACUGCCCCCACCGUUAAGACGGAGUCCAACCCCAAG
Molecule: messenger RNA, 525 nt
Organism: Closterium sp. NIES-65
Lineage: Eukaryota; Viridiplantae; Streptophyta; Zygnematophyceae; Desmidiales; Closteriaceae
Source: the annotation of a GenBank genome assembly